This is a messenger RNA of Thamnophis sirtalis, 870 nucleotides long. It is a transcript of the gene NSL1, whose product is annotated as NSL1 component of MIS12 kinetochore complex. Gene Ontology annotation, biological process: mitotic sister chromatid segregation. The record is from RefSeq and is a predicted model, not a curated record. Gene Ontology annotation, cellular component: kinetochore; MIS12/MIND type complex. Lineage: Eukaryota; Metazoa; Chordata; Lepidosauria; Squamata; Natricidae.
AUGGCUUACAUCUACUUCCGGGUUGGGCGGGAAAGUCAGAACGGCUUUGAAAGAGAGCGGGAAACGGCCGCCGAGAUGGAGGCGCUGCCGCCGGCUGCGGCGGCGGCUGAUCGUCCCCCGCCGCGUCAGGAGCUCCGAGUGCAGUGCCUUUCCCGCCGGUGGACUGCCGAGUUGCUGGAUCACUGCAGGCCUUUCGUGCGCAGACUCGGAGCCGGCCAGGCUGUAGAGACGGAGAACUUGGAACAGGCUGUAGGGGAAUCGCUUUGGAACUUUGAAACAGCUGUACACGAAAAUAUCACUGUUAAUGGGCAGCCAUGGCAGGAAUCAUCAGAUCUUCAAAAUGAUACAGAUAUUAAACUCCUUGAAGACCAGCUUGAUGAAUUAAUUGUGGAAGUGGCUUCAAAGCGUUCUCAAUAUCCUAGAAAAAUGCAAAUAAACUUUGUUAAAAGCAUUAAAAUGCAACAAAAAUUGUUGGGCUAUCAACCUUUUGUGAAUUGUCAAGACAUAAAAGUGGAACCUUCUCAAGAUCAGUCUAUGGUAGAAUUGAGACUUUCAACAAAAACUAUGUCUAGACAUACUGGAGAAUCAUUUAAGUCCCUGUCAUCCCUCGUGGAAAGAGCAGAAGGCUUCUCAAAAGCAUUGUCUUUACAACAAACUUUGGAACAAUGCAGACUCCAUCAAGAAAUCAUGUUUGUCUCUGAAGUUAAAAAAGAAAAUAAAAAUGAAGUCAAAAACCUUACAUCACAAGUGGAAGUUCUACCUUCACAAACUGCUAUCAGUAAUUCUGUACUACUCAAAAUAAAGAGAUCAUCAUGUUCUCCACAGAGACGCUACCCACUCCGACAAAGAAAACUUAGUCAUGAUACAUGA